AUGGCCGAAAACCCUACACAAGACUCCAUCACCAUGGCUCAGCUGAAGCAGUUUGUGAGCACCCUGCCCUCCAAACAGAAACAAGAGCCUGUGGUCUUUCGAUAUGGAGACAUGGACACACUCCAAGCGGAGAUUGACGAAUUCUUUAGUUACUCUGAAGUCGAACAGUUUCACAAACACCAAGAAAACUUCCACAAGGAAUACGACGGCGAUUGGCAGACGAGCGUUGUCUCUGAACGCGAAGCGUAUGCCGAGUACCUCCUGAACUUUUUGGAUCAGAAAAAUGACGCCAGUCGACUCUCUUUCGCUCACCAACUUAUCUAUCUUGCUCAGGGCGCGUAUGCAGGAGUGUCCAGCGAGGAGGAGCAUUUGAAGUGGAUCAUCACCAACAAUGAGAUGCUCAGGAAACUCGGAGCCUUUCAGGCCUACUAUGACGCGCUUAGGAAUGCAUGCGCAAAGCUCUCCGAGGAUCCAGGAGCUACUGCUGAGAUUGAGGUGUUAGUGACUCUGCUCUACAUGCUCGUAGUUUCACACGAGGGCGACCAUGAGUUCAUGGAUGAACUUGCUGCAACGAACCCAUCCUUGACUGUGUUCCUAUACGAUCAGAUAUGCGUUCGCCCUGCCAAAGAUCAAUUUUAUCCGCUGAAGAAGUUGACGCUGUUACUGUGGAAGGUGCUCAGGAUGACUUUAGGUGGGUCAGGCGACUUUAAUCUGCUCAAGGGCAUUGCUCGAAGAAUGCUGGGCAACCCAGCUCAAAUCUCUGCCCAGUUCAACCAGAAAUCGGACCCGAUGGAUUAUUUGGUCUACCAGUCCGAGAUGAGUCAAAAGUACCCGGCCUAUAUACCCACCAACACGUCCUACAGUGCCGGAUGUCCUACGAUUCCAAUUGCUACACUUGCGACGGUCCUCCAGGCCAAGACCCCUACAGCAGCAGGUGGAGCUGGAUCCACAAAUGGAUCCAUCUCAAAGACAUUAUCGGGAAACGGCAAGAAUAGCAAGGGUCAGAACGGAGGUAUGGGCAAUGGCAACUCAGGAACGCAGCCCUUCAUCUUUCCUUCCUCGUCCAUGAACAGCUCCACGCCGCGUUCCAUUCUGGAAGCAGAAGAGCUGUUCAAGAAGAACAUGUACAUAUCCACGGCGACUCUGCAGGUUUUUCAUGAGAAGAAGCUGAUGACCGACAGGAGAUACCGUUCCAAAAACGAUGCUGAGGACCAGGACUCGGGACGAGCCUUAGAGAACAGGCAACCAGCAUCUAUUCGAAACAAGGUCCGACCUCGAAGAAGGAGUCUUGCGCGUCGAUUCAGCGGAAAUGGAAACCAGGGCGACGAUGAAGCGGAUGAUGCGAGUGAGGAUGACUACGAGUCGGAUGAUGACAGGCGCAGGAGUAGCAUCGAGGUCCCAGCUGUCGGAAAAGAGGCCAUCAAGGUGACCGACAGGGAGCGCGAGCGCAUUGAGCGCAUUGAGCACAUCUAUCGCGAGAUUGUGCCGAGGAUGGCUCAGAUUCAAGUCACACUGCUCAAGACGUUACUGGUGUGUGUCAAGGUCAGCAGCCCGUCUACCACCAAAGAAGCAACCAAAGAGGAUCAGGAUGCCAAGGAACCAGUGGAUGCGUUCACCAGGGUAAACGACAUUCGGGAGCACGAGAUUAUGGCCAAGGCAGUCUCCAGCAUCCUUCUCCUCCAGUUGCAACACUUCAAGAUCUAUCACAUUUUGGCCUUCAAUUAUGUCUGUCAGCUUCUGGUCGACUCGAACUGCCUGUUGCUCUUGCUCAAGAUCUUUGGCAACGCCGAGAACCCAGGCAACAUCCACACCAAGAACGAAGUCGAAGAGUUCAGCUUUUUCAAGACCACCCAGAUCUUCCGCCAGACGAGAUCUGAAGCUGACCCGGAGAAGGCUCGAAUUGCGAUCCUCAAGGAUGCGGCUGCGGAUAUCGGCGAUCCGAUUCCUGCAAACUAUGUUUGCCGUCGGAACAUGUUUGCGAUCAUUAAUUUACUCCGCGUCCUCCAGAAGCUGACCAAGCACAAAACCCAUCGCAUCCUCCUCCUGGUCCAGUACAAGUCCUCGGCGAUCUUGAAACGGCUUCUGAAGAUUAACCAUCCUGAUCUCCAAAAGUAUGUUUACAAGGCGCUCAAGAGCCAGGUCCCUUUCCUUGGUCGCAAGUGGCGGUCGUCGCAUAUGAAGGUCAUCACGGGGAUCUAUGUCUUUUGUCGAUCCAACCUGCGUGAUGAUUGGAUCUCCGGGGCUGAUGUCGAGAAGGACCUGGAGGAUGCCCUUCCUGCGGAGCAGCAGCUGCGGAACAUGAUUCGACAUUACCAUGACCGUGUGCAUCUGAAUGCGCUGGUCCCUGAUCCGGCUGCGCAGUCCAAGACAGGGAAGACUGGAGGCGGUCAGCAGUACUCGGGUCCGAAAUACGACUGGCAGGAGAUGUAUGAGGCCCAUGCGUCGAUUCCUGAAGUCGGCCAUAUGGAUCACAGUGGCGGUCAUGGUCACCACCACCACAGCAGCAGCAGCAGCGGCGGAUCAAAGUCGGAGAGUGAGGAGAGUGUAAAGAGUCAUCAUAGCAGCCGGAGUCACAAUAGCAGCUCUAGUUCUUCGCAUGGAGAGCGAAAACGGGAUCUGACGCUGAGCGAUAUUGAGCUGGAUGUUGGGUUUGAGGAAAACUAUGAGGAGUGGCUGGAGGUCGAGGUGUUUGGCAAGAAACCAAGGUCAACGUUACUUGAGGCACCGUCGUUCAAGUACAGCGAUUUCUACUUUGACGACUCUAUUGAUGUGCCUUUCUUGGCCUCACCUGGAGACGGAUCUGGAUGGGACACACCUGCAGUGCUGCCAUCGGACGAUGAGGAGGGGUACAUGGGGGCAUUCAGUCUGCAUCGAUGGGAGGACGAGGAGCUGUUCAAGCAGAUCAAUUGGACGCCUAACCUUCACAGUUCGGAUGCUUCAGUCGAGCAGCAGUUUUAUCUGGACGAGGUUUCGGAGAUGGCCAACAGCAAGGUGUAUUAUGGACCGGGAACCAGCGCUGUUGAUGCCGACACGGGUGUGGACAUGUCGUCGACCACGCAGGGAGGAUAUGACAGCAGCCGAGGAGGUAGUUAUGGACCAGGCGGCAGUGGUGGAUCUGGAAGCGGCAGCGGAUCUGGAUUACGACACCAUCAGCGUCCUCGACCGUUGAGGGUUCGGAAAUCGGAUAUGGGCACAGAAUGGAUUGAGGAGGGCGAAGGCGAUUCCGCCAUGCAUGCCUAUGGUCCUCCCAUGCAGGACCAACCUGCCGCCCCCGAGCCUUAA
Molecule: messenger RNA, 3282 nt
Organism: Linnemannia hyalina
Lineage: Eukaryota; Fungi; Mortierellomycota; Mortierellomycetes; Mortierellales; Mortierellaceae
Source: the annotation of a GenBank genome assembly